CGCUGUGGUGUUUUGACUUGUACCGAAAUAUAAAGCUUCUAAUCAAACUUUUAGUAUCUGCUAAAUCCCUGGUUUGGUGACUUGUUUGUGACGCAAUAGUAUCUUCGAUCUACACAAGUGGCAUCUAUGUCUUAUUGCUCAACAUUGGGCAUGCUUGAAAUUGGAGUAGUUGUUUCCAGCAUUCUAUUUGGGAUUUUGACCAUGCAAAUAUAUUUUUACCACAAGAAUUUUUCUGAAGACCCACCUUGGAUCAAACUUGGUUUGGUUAGUGGUAUAUGGUUUAUUGAGCUGACCCACACUGUCUGUAUUGCCCAUGAGGUCUACUUCUACUCUGUUCUUCACUUCGGAGAUACAAGCACUUUCAAUGGCUGGCCUGUCAGCUUUGCAAUAGCUGCCAUCUGCCAUGGAGUUGUGGCGGUACUAGUGCAGGGAUUCCUUACCUAUCGCAUAUCACGGUUUACCGGCCACCUAUACAUUAUCCUUAUCCUCAUCUCAUGCUACUCCGUCAUGAUGAUAGCUGAAUUAGUGUCUAACAUCGUGAUUGGAGUUGAAAUUGCCACCAUUGCUCGACAGAGUUUUAUUUCAUUUCGACAAAAGUGGCAAUGGCUGAUCCUCGCUGUCCUGAUUUUGAGGGCUGCGUUGGAUGUUCUAAUUUCCGGAACCCUGGUGUAUUAUUUGACUUAUCACCGGAAUAACGCAUACAAAAAUACAAUUGCAGUCAUUGACAAGCUAAUCUUAUGGACUAUAGAAACUGGUAUUGUUACGAGCGUGAUAACCUCAGUAUACAAUAUUUCCAGAAAAUUACGCCUGGUAUGCAAACGACAGUAGUGCCGAUGUCUCACGACGUUAUGUCUGAUAUCCAUAUAAACGGAGGCAUGCUGUUCACGUUGGAUACAGAGAAUGGAUCAAGAACCACGAAUGC
Messenger RNA from Lentinula edodes (shiitake mushroom), 922 nucleotides. RefSeq lists its product as uncharacterized. NCBI's taxonomy places the organism in Eukaryota, Fungi, Basidiomycota, Agaricomycetes, Agaricales, Omphalotaceae. The record is from RefSeq and is a predicted model, not a curated record. The transcript is spliced from 12 exons. The coding region runs from base 127 to 828 and encodes 233 amino acids.